Molecule: messenger RNA, 1242 nt
Organism: Sphenostylis stenocarpa
Lineage: Eukaryota; Viridiplantae; Streptophyta; Magnoliopsida; Fabales; Fabaceae
Source: the annotation of a GenBank genome assembly
AUGGGGAGUUUGGGAGCGAUUCUGAAGCAUCCAGAUGACUUCUACCCGUUGCUGAAGCUCAAAAUGGCCGCCAGAAACGCCGAGAAGCAGAUCCCGCCAGAGCCGCACUGGGCCUUCUGUUACACUAUGCUCCACAAGGUUUCUAGAAGCUUCGCUCUCGUCAUUCAGCAACUCGGUACCGACCUUCGCAACGCCGUUUGCAUAUUCUAUCUGGUUCUUCGAGCGCUCGACACCGUUGAGGAUGAUACUAGCAUAGCUACAGAUGUCAAGGUGCCAAUACUGAUAGCCUUUCACCGUCAUAUUUAUGAUCGUGAUUGGCACUUUUCAUGUGGCACAAAGGAGUACAAAGUUCUAAUGGACCAGAUUCAUCAUGUUUCAACUGCUUUUCUGGAACUUGGAAAGAACUAUCAGGAAGCAAUUGAGGACAUUACCAAAAGAAUGGGUGCUGGAAUGGCCAAAUUUAUUUGCAAGGAGGUUGAAACAAUUGAUGACUAUGAUGAAUAUUGUCACUACGUGGCUGGACUUGUUGGGCUUGGUUUAUCAAAGCUAUUCCAUGCCUCUGGUAAAGAAGAUCUGGCUUCAGAUUCCCUUUCCAAUUCAAUGGGCUUAUUUCUUCAGAAAACUAACAUCAUUCGAGAUUAUCUGGAAGACAUCAAUGAGAUCCCCAAGUCACGCAUGUUUUGGCCAAGACAGAUUUGGAGUAAAUAUGUUAACAAACUCGAGGAUUUGAAAUAUGAGGAGAACUCUGUUAAGGCAGUGCAAUGCUUAAAUGACAUGAUCACUAAUGCUCUGAUGCAUGCUGAAGAUUGCCUAACAUACAUGGCUGCUUUACGGGACCUGGCUAUAUUUCGAUUUUGUGCUAUACCCCAGAUAAUGGCAAUUGGAACACUUGCGUUAUGUUACAACAACAUUGAGGUCUUCAGAGGUGUAGUUAAAAUGAGGCGAGGUUUAACUGCCAAGGUAAUUGACCGAACAAAGACCAUGGCCGAUGUCUAUGGUGCUUUCUUUGAUUUUGCUAGUAUGUUGGAGGCCAAGGUUGACAAAAAUGAUCCCAAUGCAACAAAAACAUUGAGCAGGCUGGAAGCUAUACAGAAAACUUGCAGAGAAUCUGGUCUCUUAAGUGAAAGGAAAUCUUACAUUCUGAAGAAUGAAAAUGGAUAUGGCUCAACCAUGAUUGUCAUACUGGUCAUCAUGGUUUCCAUCAUUUUUGCUUAUCUGUCUGCUAACCACCAAAAUAACUAG